AUAGCUGCCUACAAGACACAAAACCCAGCAUGACAAUCCAGGAGGUCAAAAUCAUGUUUGCAUUAGGCAACCACAUGAAACAGACUCUAUAAUCAGAAAAUCUGCCUCAAACUCCACCGGGGCAUGACUCAGAGGAAUUGAAUCUGGAAUCCCUAUCCACCCAAACGAACAACUUAUUUUAGUGUCUUCUGCAACAACAAAAUAGGUUCAGUCUUUUACAUGACACUAAUGAUUUUGAGUUGGUGCAAUGACAGUGAUUUGCAUUCAAUUUCAUCAAUGUACAAAAACAAAAGUGAUCUUCCCCCCUUCUUGUACUAAUGUCUUCUGUUUGUUCAAUAGAAGUAGCCAAGAACUUGACCACCUACAUUUUGCCGAAUUGCUUCUUCAUGAUCCAAAACUCCGUACACGUCACAACCGUUUCUAGUAGUUUCAAAAUCUUCUCCAUCAUUGCGUUUGCCGUUUCUAGACCAGAGAUAAUUUUCCAGAUGGUUUUCACAACACAGAUUGCUAGGGAAGAAGAUGACUAUUGGAAUUUCCUAUUUUACCCUUCUAGUUUGACGGUAAAAUAGACCGAGGACCAUUUCGGUUAAUGUUUGCAUAGUCGAGGAUACAAUUGGAGAAUUUUAAAAGUCGAGGAUCAAAGUGGUGAAAUCCCAUUAGUCGAGGGACCAAAUUGAUAAUUAACUCCAAAUACACUGCUAGGAGCCUAGGAUUCCUAAAAUAUGCUAAAUAAAUACCCGAAUAGGUUUUUGGGAUGCAUGUCGGGUCGAGUGUAAAAAGCGGGUAAAAGAGCCAAAUCCCAACUCCCAUCUUCAGAGCUGAUAACCGUAGGGGCUUGUAGUCUGCGAGUGUGUUGAAUACGAGGAGAAGGAAGAUGACGACAAUUCGAAGGUUUUGCUGCAGCGAUCUUCUCCGAUUCGCUUCCGUCAAUCUGGAUCACCUCACUGAAACUUUCAACAUGUCUUUCUACAUGACCUACUUGGCUAGGUGGCCCGACUAUUUCCAUGUGGCUGAAGCUCCUGGCAAUCGAAUCAUGGGCUACAUUAUGGGAAAAGUUGAAGGGCAAGGAGAAUCAUGGCAUGGCCAUGUCACUGCUGUCACUGUAGCUACUGAAUAUAGAAGGCAGCAGUUGGCUAAGAAAUUAAUGAAUCUACUGGAAGACAUCAGUGAUAAGAUUGAUAAGGGUUACUUUGUUGACCUCUUUGUAAGAGCAUCAAAUACGCCAGCCAUAAAGAUGUAUGAGAAGCUCGGUUACAUAAUAUAUAGGCGAGUGCUACGUUACUAUUCUGGGGAAGAGGACGGGUUAGACAUGAGGAAAGCUUUAUCCCGAGAUGUAGAGAAGAAAUCUGUUAUUCCCCUCAAGCGGCCUAUUACACCUGAUGAAUUGGAAUAUGACUAAGUUUAGUUCUUUUUGAAAUGUCACCAAAAGGUUUGUAUUGCAAAGUGUGGUUCUCUGCAUUUGAUCAUUGGAGAUGCAGAGACUAUAAACCAUCACUUGCGGUUAUCAGGAUUCAGGUAUUCAGUAUGAAACAUGUAGAGUCAGGAUUAUGAGCCCAUGCUGUGGAGCGUUGGACAAAUACGAUGAUCUUAUAGUGCUUUUUUAAAAAACAUAAUCUCUCUAUUUCUGCUCAUUAAAUGGUAUUCUUUUAGGGGUGGGUAUAA
Messenger RNA from Ipomoea triloba (trilobed morning glory), 1662 nucleotides. Its product is annotated as N-terminal acetyltransferase B complex catalytic subunit NAA20. Gene Ontology annotation, cellular component: NatB complex. Gene Ontology annotation, biological process: N-terminal peptidyl-methionine acetylation. Gene Ontology annotation, molecular function: protein-N-terminal amino-acid acetyltransferase activity. The record is from RefSeq and is a predicted model, not a curated record. The coding region runs from base 875 to 1399 and encodes 174 amino acids. The transcript has 6 exons. Lineage: Eukaryota; Viridiplantae; Streptophyta; Magnoliopsida; Solanales; Convolvulaceae.